GCCCGCCAAGCCCCCCAACCUGGACGCCGCGCUGGCCCUGCUCCGCAAGGAGAUGGUUGGCCUCCGACAGCUGGACAUGUCCUUGCUCUGCCAACUCUAUAGCCUCUACGAGUCCAUUCAGGAAUAUAAGGGAGCGUGCCAGGCCGCCUCCAGCCCGGACUGCACCUACGCCCUGGAGAACGGCUUCUUCGAGGAGGAGGAGUACUUCCCGGAGCAGAACUCGCCCCACGAUGGCAGGGAGCGGGGACCUCCGAGGGACCUACCACUGCCUGUGUCCCCACUCUCCAGCACCGACUGGAUUCUCGAGUCCAUCUAGAAAGGGGUCUCUGCAGAGAGCCACUGCUGCUACCAGACCGCCAGCAUUUACUUCUCCUCUGAAGAAAGCUCAUCUGCACCUCCAUCAUGGGCGGGCACCGGGCGAUGGCCAGUGCGCCAGUUUAAUCUGGAGGAGCCAUGUGGCCGUGUGUUCUGAUGGCCGGAGCUUGUGCCUGGGUGGUCCAGCCACGUCCUCCGGUCCGUGGUACUCAGGUGCUUCUGCCAAGGAAGGAUCUUCCCCCAUCCUUCCCUGGGGAAGACCUUUCGGAGCGUUUUGCGCAAGGCCACUGUGACUGGUUACUUCCUUCCAGGUGGUGUACGGUUUGCCUUGUAGGAACUGCCUCCGGUUUGCAAUGUCCGGAAACUAACACUUUGCGGCUCCCCUUCCUCCAUGCAUUCGGCGGCCUUUCUUGCUUUCGUCUUGUGAGGGUUGAAGGCUCUUGGUUGGGCCUUAUUUACCUGUGAGCUGCACUGCCAACUGCCCAGGUGACUUGAUGAAAGCUUUUUACCAAAAAAGUAAACGUUUCAGGUCAUUCCCAUUGGCUGCAUUCUCUUAACCUGUCAAAACAACGCAUAGUCUUUGUCUAACUGAGGGAGGCGAGAGGGAGACGGUACAGAGAUGCGCCACUGUUGGGAGAGAGAACCCGGAGCAAGCUAACGUCUGUCACUCACUGAAAGGCAGCCAGCCUUUUGUUCUGAACAUAAGCUAGUAUAUUAGCGAUCCUGCCUCUUCCACUCAAAAACAACGAUCACCUUAAGCCUUAAUAUAUUUAUUAUAAUCCUUUAUGAGUGCUUUACACUUUGUAGGUUAAAAAUGAGGAUAAAAUGCUAACCUCUUUGACUAGA
This is a messenger RNA of Suricata suricatta (meerkat), 1161 nucleotides long. RefSeq names its product family with sequence similarity 89 member A (gene FAM89A). The record is from RefSeq and is a predicted model, not a curated record. Bases 53 to 316 code for a protein of 87 amino acids. Lineage: Eukaryota; Metazoa; Chordata; Mammalia; Carnivora; Herpestidae. The transcript has 2 exons.